ACUUCCGGGGUUAAGGAGGCGGAGCCAGCAGCUGGACCCUAUGGACCGUAAACAUAGCAUUUAGCUUGUCCAGUUAGCCUGGUUCUCAGCGGCUUGUGUUAAACUUCGUAUCCGAGGACUGUGGUCCGGAAUGGCCUCGUCUGUCCCUUUGUCCUCCUCUGUCCGCCUGUCCUCCCUGCGCCUCCUCGUACCUCCUCUCCGCCUCCUGACGGCAGCAAUGUGGCAGAUCGUACGGCAGCAAAGUGUGAAGCAUUAUGGGGAGCUGGGGGACUUUGUCUCCCUGGUAACGGCGGCUGUCCCCCAGCUCUUGACGGACAGACAGAGGACGCUGCUGCUGCUGGCUCUGAGGGCCAAGGUCGCUCUGUCUGACCUCCAUCCCCUGGACAGGACCUGCUCCGUCUCCAAGGCAAUGGAGGUGGAGAAGGAGCUGAACAAGGAGCUGGACAAGGAGCUGGAUGCUUGUCGGUCUACUCUAUCAGCUCUGAGCAGAGACUGUCCCGUUGACUCUCGACGCCUCCUGCUGGAAGUGUUCGACCAGCGCUUUGACUCCGCCCUCCAGUCCCUCAUAUCUGACUUCCUGUCUAGGUUGGAGCAGCUGUUCCCCGCCCCCGACUUCAAACAGGCUGCUUCCUGGCUCCACGCUGCCCACUCUGACCUGGAGGACUGUCUUCAUCAGACAGACGAGGAGGAGCUAAAGCAGCUCCUGACCAAUCAGAGCUGUUUACUGGGACGAGCUACGACCACAGUUGGCGGUGACACUGAGAAGACCCUCCUCUCCGCCUGGUCCCACCCCCUCCUCACCAAACUGACUAAUCCACACCCUCCUCCCGCUAUCCCAGACGUCCAGUCAGACACCGUCCCUGACGUGGACUGUCCCCUGCAGCUGGACGUGGAGCUAGACCAGGAUGUCCAAUCAGACACCGUCCCUGACGUGGACCGUCCCCUGCAGCUGGACAUGGAGCUGGUGAAGGUGGAGGUGGUGGUGACGACAGAGGACGAACAGGAGGACACUGUGAUCGGUCUGAACACGUCUGAUGAGGACAGAGUCCAGCGUCCUAUCACACCUGUGGAGGUGGAGGUGGACAGGUGGAAAGACUCACCUGGACACCUGGUCCAAGGGUCACCUGACACAGGUGAGUCAUGCUCUCAGGUCCAAGCUAACGCGCUGUACAGCAUUUCUCAUAAUUCCCAGCGUGUGGCCCACAGGUGUCCCGGGUGUUCCAGGUGUUUCAUCUACCGCUCUCAGGUCAUCCGACACCUACGCACCAACAAGUCCUGUGGGUCCGCCUUAACUGGGGUCACAGAGGAAGAGCCCCGGCCCACUGGGGAGGAGCCUCAGCCCACCCAGGUAGACCCCGCCCCCCCCGAGCCCCGUCCUGUUGGUACCCACUCCUGCUUCCAGUGCAACGCCGUCUUCAGAACCGGCGCCGAGCUCCUGUCACACCGGCGCAGUCAUCGAGCGCGUCCAGUCUACCACUGCAGCCAGUGUGGCAAGAACUUCCACCACCUGUCCAGUCUGACCAACCACAAGCAGAGUCAUCUGGAUGAGGGCCAGAGCCGUCUGGAUGGGAACCAGAGCCGUCUGGAUGGGGAGGGCUUCCCCUGUAGCAGGUGUGAUGAGGUGUUUGACUCGGCCAAGGAGCGGGACGCCCACCGCCUGCAGCACCGCCCCCCCGACCUGGGCUGCACCGUGUGCUCCCAGACCUUCAGUUCUCAGACUCAGCUGCUGAGGCACAUGCAGAGCCACUCGGUGGAGGGGGCUCGGCCCCGGUACAGCUGUCGCUUCUGUGAGCAGACCUUCUCAGGAGUGACCCAGCUUCGUAUCCACCAGCGAACUCACGCCUCCCGCUCAUUCCAGUGCGACCAGUGCCCCAAGACUUAUGGCUCUCUCACUGGUUUGCACUCCCACCAGGCCAGCCACUCCACUGAGAGCCGCUUCCUUUGUCCUCAGUGCGGUAAACGCUUCAAAACCCGCGAUGGCCUGGAGGGUCACCUUAGGACGCACACCGGUGAGAGGCCCUACCGCUGCCCCUACUGCCCCAAAGACUUCACCGCGCUUGCCGGCCUCAAUGUGCACGUGCGGCGGCACACGGGGGAGCGGCCGUACGUGUGCACGGUUUGCGGUAAGGGCUGGCCGUCCGGAGGCGACCUGCAGAAACACAUGAGGACUCACACUGGAGAACGGCCCUACGUCUGCCAGGACUGCGGCAAAGCCUUCUCCAUCUCCUGCCACCUGACCGAACACCGCAGGAUCCACACCGGUGAGAAGCCGUUCUCGUGUCCAGAAUGUGGUAAAUGUUUACGGAGGAAGUUUGACCUGAAGAAGCACAUGUUGUCCCACAGCAGCGUCCGUCCCUACGCCUGCACCUACUGUCCCAAGAGCUACACCCGCAAAACUCACCUGAACAGACACCUACUGACACAUGGGACGGCCGACGGAGAGACCGGUGGAGAUGACCCAUCACCUGCUUCAUGAAUGAUUUAUCUGUGACACGUAUGAAUGUAACAUAUCCGAGUCUUACCCCAGGCUCGUACCCUGAGGUCUGACCCUGAGAUCUCACCCUGAGGUCUCACCCUGAGGUCUCACCCUGAGGUCUCACCCCGAGGUCUCACCCUGAGGUCUCACCCUGAGGUCUCACCCUGAGGUCUGACCCUGAGGUCUUACCCUGAGGUCUGACCCUGAGAUCUCACCCUGAGGUCUCACCCUGAGGUCUUACCCUGAGAUCUCACCCUGAGGUCUCACCCUGAGGUCUUACCCUGAGGUCUCACCCCGAGGUCUUACCCUGAGGUCUUACCCUGAGGUCUCACCCCGAGGUCUUACCCUGAGGUCUCACCCUGAGGUCUUACCCUGUUGUCUCACCCCGAGGUCUUACCCUGAGAUCUCACCCUGAGGUCUUACCCUGAGGUCUCACCCUGAGGUCUUACCCUGAGGUCUUACCCUGAGGUCUGACCCUGAGAUCUCACCCUGAGGUCUGACCCUGAGGUCUGACCCUGAGAUCUCACCCUGAGGUCU
Mugil cephalus (flathead mullet) is the source of this 3013-nucleotide messenger RNA. RefSeq names its product zinc finger protein 569-like. The transcript is spliced from 13 exons. Bases 131 to 2476 code for a protein of 781 amino acids. NCBI's taxonomy places the organism in Eukaryota, Metazoa, Chordata, Actinopteri, Mugiliformes, Mugilidae. The record is from RefSeq and is a predicted model, not a curated record.